CAUCACCCUCCAUGCUCCCAACAUCACGAUAUCUUACAAAAUCAUGGUCUACGUGGAACACAGCAAUAUGGCCAAAGGCAGAAUUACUGUACCUUGCACCAUUGUCAGCCCUCUCCGCCUUAUCUCCCGACCUCCAAACAUCUAAAUGGUCAGCCUUAGGGGUCACACAUGUACAUAAAAUGUUUGGUACAAAUGGCAUUCACCCUUUCCCAACACUGCAGGAACG
Messenger RNA from Pelobates cultripes (western spadefoot toad), 226 nucleotides. The record is from the annotation of a GenBank genome assembly. Lineage: Eukaryota; Metazoa; Chordata; Amphibia; Anura; Pelobatidae.